AUGUUAAAUAAACCUCUAAAUUAAACAUUAAAAGGAUAAUCAAAUGGUAAUGGUGUAUAAAAUAGCAUUUCAAAGAUAAUUGAUGAAUAAUAUUAUAGUAACUCAGUACAAUAUGAUAUUUCUGAUUAAACGAUAAUUAUUUAAAACGAGUCUAAUGGUUAAUUUAAAGAAAAAAACCGGGCAUUUUCUCCUGAUUUGAUAAAAAAUGCUUUAAACGAGCAACUUUUAAAAAUUAAUAACUCAAAAAAUAAAAUUGAUGACUAAAAUGAAGCAUACAAAGAAUCAAAUUUAAAAAAUUUUAGAGAUAAAAUGUUUUCAGUUGAUUUAAAUUCAAUAUUAAGAGAAACUCCCAAAUGUAACUCUUCAAGACCAACUCCUUAAAAAAGCAGGCUAUUAAGUUUAUCGAAAAAGAGAUAAAGUGAUUGUGAAUCAUUAACUCUAAUUAAUGUAGAAUAAUUAUGUCUUAAAGAAAAGCUCAAAAGAACGUAUCAGAUUUAAUAAGACUAAAAUGAUCAGUAAUUUAGGAAUACAAUAGGGAUAUCUCCAUUUAAAACUACUUUUAGAGUUAAAAAGCAAUAUAAAACUAAAUGUCCUGCAGAAAUAUUUAAUAAAAGAAUCAACCAACUCGAAGAAAAACUUAAUGAUAAUUCAUUUUCUUAUUCGACUUAAUUUUAAACUGAACAAAAUACUUAAAUUGGAAAAAUAAAUAAUUUGAAUCAAACAACUGAGGAGUAAUAAAACAGCUUUUCUGAAGAUUUUUUUCCUGUAAAUGAAAAGGGAAAGGAAAUGAAAAGUUUAGAAAUAAACUAUUUAGUUAAAAAGCUAAAUGAAUAAAAGAAUUCAACAAAAGUUGAUUUUAAAUUCCCUCAAUUUAAAUCAGAAACGAACAAGGCUAAUACAGAUUAAAACAAGGUAUUUAAUAAAGUACUUCUAAAAGCAAAUCUGAAUAAAAGCUAAGAAUAUGAUAGUAAUAAAUCUAAAAGUUUGGAUUAGAAAUCUAAUACAGGAUUGAAAUACUCACAAUGUUAGCCAAUCUUAUAAGUAGAUAACUCCUAGUAAUAGCAAUCUAAAAAGAAGAUUAAAAAGCACUCAAAAUUGAUUAAUCAUUAGCUAAAUAAUUUUAAUUCUUCUUCUCCAGUUAAAAAGAACAGUAUAUAACUUGUUAAGGUAAACAACUCAUUAGUUAUAUAACAGAGUCCCAUAUUUAUGAAUCCUGAAAUUAAAUUAAAUUAUUCAAUAUGCUAUGGAAAUAACUCUAAUCUUAUAAGAAGAGUUAUGUAAAAAAGGUAACCUUUGUGGAACGAGAUAAGUACUACACUUUCUAAUUACUAAUUUAGGUGGUAACCUACUUCUCAAGGCUUCAAUUUUCAUUCAUCUUAAGAAAAUCCAAAAUAUCCUAAAGUAUUUAAUCAUUUUGAGUUUCAUAAGCAUUUAUCAGAUAAAAGUUUCUUAUUAUUUAAUGUUGUUAAUUAUUGUGUAAAAAAUAAUAUUGACGCUUUUGAAUUCAUGCCAAUUAGUUUUUAUUUUGAUUUCAAUGAAGAAAAAUUUGAGAAAGACCUUCAGAAGUUUUCUUAUUUGUUUGAGAGACUCAAUUUUUACUCUAAAAGUCAGGAAAGCAAGAAAAAUAUUCCUUCAGACUAAGAAAUAAUACAAAUUUGUUUAAAUGAGUUUAAAGAUUCAAUAGAAAUUUCUAAAGCAAUUCAUGAACAAAAAGCUUAAAAUAGAUUAUAAUUUUAACCUAAAACUACUAUAGAUAUUGUUGAAAAACAAAUAUUAAAAUAAUUCUUGUAAAUUUAGGAAACAAAUUUUUUGAAAAGUAGAAUGAGUGAAAAUCUGCUAUCAAAUUUUAACAUUUGGGUUUUAAAGCCAGUUAACCUGAACAGAGGUAACGGUAUAACAAUAGUUUAAUCUCUCAAAGAAAUUAAUAGUGCAAUAAGUGUAGGCUUUGAGUAACAAAGUCAUGUAGUUUCAGAUUUGUAACCAUCUUAAAAGCUGUAUUUUAAUAGCUCUGUGCCAGUUAGUCCUGCCAAAAAGAAUAAAAUCAAACCUUUAUUUUACUAGUUCAUUUUAUAAAAGUACAUUGAAAGACCUCUACUUUUUCAUGGUAGGAAGUUUGAUAUUAGAAUAUGGGUACUUGUAACUUAUACAAAUAAAUUUCAAUAUUAUUAAUCAAAAGAAGGAUGGGUGAGAACUAGUGGAUAUGGUUUUGAUUUAAAAACAAGUAACAAAUACAUUCAUUUGACCAAUAAUGCUAUUUAAAAAAAUUCAGAACAAUAUGGAUAAUUUGAGAAUGGAAAUUCAAUCAAUUAUGCAACUCUUAAAAAAUAUAUUAAUUCAAUGAACAGCAAAGAAAGUGAAGGAGUAUGGGAUGGAAUCUAGCAAAAAAUAAGAAAUAUAAUUAAGAUUACACUUUAAGCUACUUCAGAUAAAAUUAAUAUUUUUAAUAGAGAAAAAUAAUUUGAGCUUUUUGGCUACGAUUUUAUGAUUGACUAGUCUUUUAAACCAUGGCUUAUAGAAGUGAACACUAAUCCAUGCAUUGAAGAAUCUAGUGAAGUAUUAAAACAAAUUCUACCUAGGCUGAUAGAUGACAUGUUAAGAUUGACUAUUGACUAGUUUUUUAGCAAGCAAACAAACCAAAAUUAAAGUUUUUUUCCCUUAAUAGGCUACUCUAAUGAGGAUUCUAUUUUUGAGUAAUUUGAAAUAUGA
Molecule: messenger RNA, 2706 nt
Organism: Tetrahymena thermophila SB210
Lineage: Eukaryota; Ciliophora; Oligohymenophorea; Hymenostomatida; Tetrahymenidae
Product: tubulin-tyrosine ligase family protein
Exons: 7
Biological process (GO): protein modification process
Molecular function (GO): ATP binding
Source: RefSeq, a predicted model, not a curated record